This is a messenger RNA of Danio aesculapii, 1970 nucleotides long. RefSeq names its product B-cell translocation gene 2 (gene btg2). NCBI's taxonomy places the organism in Eukaryota, Metazoa, Chordata, Actinopteri, Cypriniformes, Danionidae. The transcript is spliced from 2 exons. The record is from RefSeq and is a predicted model, not a curated record. The coding region runs from base 185 to 682 and encodes 165 amino acids. Gene Ontology annotation, biological process: negative regulation of mitotic cell cycle; negative regulation of cell population proliferation. Gene Ontology annotation, cellular component: nucleus; cytoplasm.
CCCCGCGACCACGGAGCAGACUGGAGCGAGUCCCGUGCGAGGAUUGUUUAUUGAUUCAUCGUCUGUAAACAUAAAACUAAUUCACCAGCGGGAAGUCAAAGAAGACGGCAGCUGUUUUUUAAGUCUUUGAAUUUGCCACCGAAUUAUCUGUGUUUUCAUUCUGAACUUUGCUGGACGGAUAAUAAUGACCCACGGCACCGGAGCAGAGAUGACCCCGGAGGUUUCGGCCGCCGCCAGUUUUGUUUGCCGGCUGCUGCGCAGCCGCGGCCGCCUCAGUGACGCGCAGCUCCAGGUGUUCAGAGACGGGCUCGCACAGGCGCUCUCAGAACACUACCAGCACCAUUGGUUCCCUGACAGGCCACAGAAAGGUUCAGGAUACCGCUGCAUACGGAUCAACCAUGAAAUGGACCCUCUGAUUGGCCGAGCGGCUGGCCGUAUUGGACUGACCAGUGGACAGCUUUUCUCGCUCUUACCUCGAGAGCUAACACUGUGGGUUGACCCGUAUGAAGUGUCCUACCGCAUCGGCGAGGACGGAUCCAUUUGCGUCCUCUACGAAGCAGAGGCCCCCACCACAAGCCCCGCCCCUUCAGCAUACGACCAAAUGGCGACCUGCAAAAAUACCUUCAUGAUGAGCGGUCGCAGGAGUCCACCCAAAAACUACCUGAUGAUGGUGUCCAGCUGAGCAUUCUGGGUAUCUGCCGGUGCUCGCGUCCGACCGACCAAACGCCGUCGCUCCUGUGACUACACAAUUCAGGCCUGAUCCGAAACCUUGAUUUAAGAAGAAUGUUAAAGCACUGGUUUAACGUCUGCUGGACCACUGACUGUCUUUCAGCACUGUUCUGUGUGACUCGUUUAUUUUGACCAUCCCGAAACCGGUUUUGGGGUGUUUUUCCACUGGUGCUCGCACACGGUUUCAGUGCAACUACGAUACCUCACGACUCCCUCUCAAGAAUGUAAAGCAUUUACGCUUGAAAUGAUCUUUACGCAAGCACACAAGGUUUACCUUUUAGCAGAUUUGUUACAAGUUUGUUGUUUACUUACAAAAAAAAAAAACGAAGUGGUUACAGCGCCACCUGUGGUCAGUCAGAGAAUGUCAAACAACAUUUGCAUGCUUGCGUAUAGACCAGUUUCAGGCCAACACUGCACAAAAGGCUUUUCUUUCUAUAAUAUUUCUGUCUUGUUUGCAGUCCAAAUAUCUAAAAAAAUCUUAAGCAUUUUCUAGACAAGCAAAAAAAAAACUUGUUUUUAUAUUUUUAUAUAUAUAUAUAUAAGUCAAUUAAGUGAGUUGUUGUUUUUCUCUCCUCUUGAAACAAGCUAAAUAAUGAAGCAAAGUCUUGUUUUUUCCUUUUGCCAUAUGAUUAUUAGCUUUUCUUUUGAGUAACUCACUUAAUUUUGACUUUAUUUUUUAAAACAAAACUGUUUUAGUAGUUAAGAACUGUUCUUGAUUAUAAUAAUUUUAAUAUCCUAAUUGGGUAAUCCUAAUGAGAAAAGCCUCUUUUGCAGUGUAUAACAGUGGUGGUGUUUAAUUAAUCUGCAGGAGCUGCUAGUGAGAGGGACGCCACACCAUCAAACUCCCAUAAUCCCCUCUGCCUUAACCACAGCGCCACCACUCCCUUAAUAAACGCCACUGCCUGGCUCUUUUAGUCUUACUGUGCAAUAUUCAGGCGACGCGCUCUGGUGUCCUGAAGUGAGUCGCGUGGACUGAAGGCAUCUCAGGGGGAGCCACUGUGUUUUCCCAGGAUGCUUUGCGUGUGGUUUAUUGGUUGGUAUCGUGCCGCAGAGCCUGCCGUCUGUAGCAUCUGUCUCGAUCUCAGGCUGCUGAGCAGCUUGUUUACCGUUUUAGACAGAGUAAUGUAGUCUGUAAGCUAUUUUUGCAGCAGAGUUGCUGUUAAUGUACACUUUUUAUAAUGAAUUUGUGCAGAUGUAGAGCUGUACAGUCUUUUUAUUACAAUAAACCUUUUAUGAAUGAG